Messenger RNA from Lactuca sativa (garden lettuce), 507 nucleotides. RefSeq names its product inactive protein RESTRICTED TEV MOVEMENT 1. Lineage: Eukaryota; Viridiplantae; Streptophyta; Magnoliopsida; Asterales; Asteraceae. The record is from RefSeq and is a predicted model, not a curated record.
AUGGAGAACAUGUUAAGGUUGGGUCCCAAAGAAAUGAAAGGAUCGAUAUGGGACGAAGGUGGAGGGACUACAAUUGUUCAAAUUCUAAUUUCACAUAGACACUAUCAGAUCGAUUCGAUCCAAUUCCUAUAUGCUGUAAAUGGGAAAGUGUUUCGUUCAGAAAUUCGUGGAGAACUCACUGGUUUAAAAUUUGAUAUGGUAACAUUUGAUCACCCAAGGGAGUAUUUGACUUCUGUAAGUGGUCAGUAUAACAAUGGCGCCUACAAUGGCGAAUUGGUUUCGAUUGCAUUUGGUACCAACAUCCGUAAGUAUGGACCCUUUGGACGUGUUGUUGACAAUUCACUUACACAGUUUGUGUAUAAUUUUACACCAAAGGUUUCAUUUGGGGGAUUUUAUGGUAGUGUUUACAACCAUUCAGUGUAUGCCAUUGGGGUGUAUGUUAGGCCCCUUGUGUCGCUUGCUGAAAUUGAAUCGUAUAUUAUCAAGGAUGAAGAACGAAGAAGAUGA